Molecule: messenger RNA, 4669 nt
Organism: Glossina fuscipes
Lineage: Eukaryota; Metazoa; Arthropoda; Insecta; Diptera; Glossinidae
Product: alpha-protein kinase 1
Exons: 3
Coding region: 1567-4503 (978 amino acids)
Source: RefSeq, a predicted model, not a curated record
UAUAUAUGUAUAUGCUGAUAUAUAAGUAUCGUCUUAAAAAGUAUAAAACAACAUUUGGUAUUAGUAAAGACAUUAUUAUGUGUUCACAUUUUUGAAAAUGCUGAAGCCUCUGUAAUGAGUAAACAAUCCAAUUUAUACUUUGCUCUUGUAAUUUUCUUUGACUUUAAAGGAAAGAUAGAAAAAGAUCCGGUAAACAUUCCUGAAUGGCAAACUUAUUAUAUUUCAUACGGUCCGUAAGACUAUUGUUAAUGCAAACAAUUUUCUCCAAUAAUUUCCUAUUGACAAGAUCAGGUUUGAUCAUUAUAUUCAUUGCGAUCAACCUCACGUUUAUAUAUUUAUUAUAUCUUUUACCAACAUUUUUAUACUGGGGGUUCUUCGCUCAUUCCAGUUCACGUAAAUAUACCGCCUUCCAGUAUGAAUUUAUUUACAUUUUUUGUGUAAAGUCGGAAGGAGUUUGUGUUCGUGCUUUUUUUUCAAAAAAAAUUUUUAAAAAAUAAUUUCAAGUUUUAAAAAAACAUUAAAUUUAGUUAAAUGUAAAAAAAAAUGAUGUGCAAAGUAUUGUGUAAAUCGUGUUGAGCCACAAAUAAUAAAGACAACUAAAUAAAUAAAAUGAAAUAAACGCACACAGACGCUGGCCAAAAAAAGAAGGCGCAUACAGUAGCAACAGCAGAAACAUAAAGGCAAAGCCCAACAAGAUAGUAGAAGAAAAAAAAAAACGUUAAAACGAAUGAAGUAAAAAGUUUAAAUACAAAAAUUUUCAAUUAAUUAUCAGAUAAAGCUAAAUAAAUAGUAAGAAGGCAGAUUCGAAAGAGAAAAAAAUUUCUUAUAAAAAAAAAAUCAUGUGAAAAAUCGAUUGGAAAUCUGACAUACAUACAGAAAAACAGAAUUUGUCACUUUCCAAUGUGGAACAAGCUGUCAUUGGAAUAAUGCCACACACAUUUAUAUAUGCAUAUACAUAUUCAAUAUUAAACAAAAAUUAAGAAGAAGAAGAAUCAGCUUCAUAGCAGUGCUGUACAAUCUCAUUGGACGUGUAAUGUCAAAAUUCUGACAAGAAAGCGCAAUUUUUUUAACAUUGUUGUAGUUGUACGUAGUAGUAGUCGAAGAAGUGACAUCAGUGAGUGUGAAGGCAAACAAAAAAAAAAAAAAAAACUAAACGAACCUCUCAUCCAUAAAAUAGCAGCAAAUCUCAAUAUUUAAGGAAAAAGAUAUACUGACGUUGUUGCUUUUCACGCGUUUUCCCCCAUUUUCUUUGGUGUUUUUUUUUUUUUUUUUUAAUUUUUUGUUUUAUUUUUGCCUUUGCUCACACAUUUACAUAAAUACGCAGAAAUUAUGAAAACGAAUUUUUGUAGAAUCGGCAAAGGACUUAAGUGACGGUGAUUAGCUAUAAGUAACAAAAGAACAUUUUAAUUUCUUCUCUAUCUUCAAUGUGGCAUAAAAAGAGUAAACCAACAAGUUCUGCUCUCGCCUUUGAAUUGCAAUCAAGCUCAUUGUCGUCGCAAUUUGUUGUUCCAUAUUCAUAUCAUUACAAGUGUUCCUGAGAGUGAGUGUGGGGUGGUGUAGGAAAUAAUGGCAUCUGGUCCCAAUGGGAUAAAAUUAGAGCCGAGUCUUGACCAGCAGCACCUGCAACAACAACAUCAGCAACAGCAUCAUCAACAGUAUGCCACCAAUCUUUUGGCACUGAAUGGCCCUAAUGCCCGUUUGCUAAUCGAUCAUCCCUCCACAUUGCUGGUACCGUUGUCCCAUCAUCAGCAACAGUUACAGCAGCAGUUGCAACAACAACAUCAACAGCAGCAACAACAACAACAACAGCUUCAGCAACAUCAUUUGCAACAACAACAACUGCAACAACAUUUAGCAUCACAACAGCAGCAACAGCAAGAGCAAUUACAAUUGCAACAACAGCACCAGCAGCAAUUGCAAUUGGCUGCCGUCUAUCCACAACCGUUAUCCCUUAAGCAGCCACCACUGCCCACACCGACCGGCACGAAUACAGCAGCUACACAAAACACUACUAAUUUAGGCCCAGCGUCUGUGACUUCAUCCACCUCGUCAGCCGCGGCACGUCACCGGUGGAACGAAAGCCCCGAAGCACGAGCACGCCGGCUGGCACGUAAUGCUGAGAGGAUGCGCGAGAGACGUAGUCGUGAAACCGAGGACGAAUAUCGUAAGCGUUUGGCGCGCAAUGCUGAAGCCAAUCGCUUGCGCCGCCAAAACGAAAACGAAAUGGAACGAGCCAUGCGUUUGGUACGCAAUGCGGCACGACAACGUCUGCGUCGCGCCAUGGAAUCCCCAGAGCAGCGAUCUAAACGUCUACAAAAGUUAGCUGAACGAAUGCGCAUGUACCGCGCCAACGAGUCACCAGAGCAGCGCAAAUCUCGCUUAGCCGAGAUGGCGGCCCGAGCACGUCAGCGCAUUGCCAACGAGUCGCCCGAGCAGCGCAAGGAACGCCUGAAAAAACUGAAUGAAUAUGCGAAAAAGGUCAGAGAAAAGAAAAAAAUAUUAAAACAAGCGGGCGCGGCGCAGACAACGAAUUCACAGAAUUCGAAUAAUACGCAAAGCGCUGCGGCUAUUUGUAAUAAUAACGAGAAUUUAAAUUUAAAUCAUCAGGCAGCUCCCGCAGGCACGUCGGCCUCCACCCCCGGAUCCAGCGAUGACCUGGCCCAGCAGCAACAACGCCAACAGGACGACCAGCAGCAGCAGCAGCACCAACUCACAGCAUCAUAUCAACAGGCUGCUGCAUUAGCAGCCAAUCCCAUAGAAUACUAUCAAAAUAUGUUCAUCAAUCCGGGCACCCUCCGACCGGGCAGCACAUUGCUCAAACAGGAGCCGCUUAGUACGCAACAGCAGUCUCAACAACAAAACAAUCUUGCUUCCCAGAAUCGUUUCGCACCUACUCACCAACAGCAAGCAGCCGGCACGCAGCACAGUUUACUGGAUGCAGAAGCAACAAAUAUCUUUCAACAACAACUAUACGAUGAGGCCACACAAAAGGCGGUGGCAUCGGGCAAACUAGCCCAAACAGCAGCAAAUGUUCCUCACUUCAGCACAAUCGCUAGUUCGCUGGAAUUAUAUCAGCAGAAUAAGCACAUCAAAAAACAAGAAGAACUGCAACAGGCAACUGGCGGCGGCAAUACGGCAAGCAAUAACAGUAACAACAGCGGGUCUGUUGGCGUAACCGCUGGCAUUCAAAACGAGAAAAGCGAAAGCCAGAAAGUUAAAUCAGCACAUCCACAAAUACAAAAUCCACCCACACCGCUGUAUAAUCAAUUCUCAUAUUUGGCCACAUUUCCGGCGGCGGCAGCAGCCGCGAACUCCUCGGUGGCGGCGACGGUUACUACGCCUCCUAACACGCCCACACAAACAGCUGCCUACUAUCCCAUGUAUCAUAAUGGCUUUCAAUUAGGCAUAGCUCCGAAUACGGUGCCGCCACCAUUUACGCCCGUGCACUUCUCUACAGCCUCAAACACGGUGGGAGCGGGAUCGACGCAAUCACAAUCGGCAGCAGCUGCAACAGCUGCCGGUCAACAACAACAGCAGCAGCAGGUCAUACAGGAUUUUCCAAAAGCGGUCCGCGGUCGCCCUAGAAAAGUGAUCUUUAAUAAUAAAGAUGCAUCGCAGGCCGAUGUAUUGCAACAGCAGGAGCAUCAACAAAAAAUGAGCGCUCUGCUCGAACAAGAGAUCAAUCAAAUGCUAGCCUCACCCCAUCUGGCCCAGCGCCGCGGACGUAGUCAACAACAACAACAACAGUUCCAGCAGUUUCAGUUACAACAACAACAACAGCAGCAACAACAACAACAACAACAGCAACAGCAAAUGCAAACAUCUGAACAGCAACAUCAACAACAUUCCUCAAUUAGCAAUUCAAGUAUACGCAGCAACAGCCGUAGUGGACAACAUAGAUAUGAAACGGACGAUGAGAAACGUAGACGUUUAGAUAAAAUGGCCGCGCAUCAGAGGGCAAUGCGAGCUAAUGAAACGCCUGAGCAGAGAGCUGUACGUCUCGCGAAAUUAAGCGAACGAGCCAAACAAAAGCGGGCCGAAAUACGUGCAACCGAAACCGCUGAAGAGAGAAAAAUACGCCUAUCUAAGCAAGCUGAAUAUGCACGCAUGCGCCGCUUAAGAACACAUUCAUAUAAUCGCCUCAAAAUUGAAGAUGCUUCAACACCGCCCACCGGCCUCUACGAUCAAACAACGAUGAACACAUCAAACGGCUACGAGAAUAAAUCAACUGUAGCCGCCGAUCUUAAUAGCGCUGGUAGUUUAAGUAUUAGCAGCGGCGGUAGCAUGUCCCAGGAAAGUGCCUCCGCUACAAGCGAACAACAAAGGCAGCAACAACAACAGCAGCAGCAACAAAUGAUGUUCGCCACUGGCAACAAUAAUCAUCAAGUAACAAAUCAUACGAACGGAGCAUUUCACAAAGGCAAAGAGUAUAAUACAAAUCAGCAGGAAAACAAUGAUAUGCUAAAAAUCCUAGAACCUAUAAUAGUUAUGAAAACAAAAUAAACACAUCAAUAGAGAAAAAAAAAAAAAAACAAAACAAAACAAAAAAAAUAAAAUGAAAAAAAGAAAAGAAAAAAGUAUAAGAGGAGCAUAAAGGACGUUUGCUUGCAAAGAAUUUUGUAUUGUUUUCUCGUUAACACAUUGACCAUAUAUAUAUAUAUAUAUGUAU